Messenger RNA from Schistosoma turkestanicum, 1815 nucleotides. Lineage: Eukaryota; Metazoa; Platyhelminthes; Trematoda; Strigeidida; Schistosomatidae. The record is from the annotation of a GenBank genome assembly.
UCGGAAUAAUAUGAAGCGGCUAUAUUAAUUGUAACACAUUUGGUUGUUUUGUCUUAAUCUCUCUUGUGCUGUUUUUGAAUCUUAUCAGUUAUCUUCCUUCUAAAUGUAACUUCAUUUUACAUGUUUACUGAGUUGUUAGCUCACCUCUCUCACUCAAUUCUCACAACCUGCUCCUUUGCACUCAAGGUAGCUUCAGGCAAGUCGCAAACUUGCCAAAGGCGGUUCGAAAUUCUUUUCGUGGUGUUGAGUGUGAUGUCUUAUAUCUGCUUCCUAUUCCGACAUGACUGUAUGAACUUACUUUGUUUUUAGCAUAAUGGAGGAUAGUAUGAACCAUUUGCUUAUGCAAUCAACCUUGAUGGAAGCUUUAGUUGGGAAAGUUAAUAAUCAAUUGGCGAAACUGAAAUAUGAAUCAAAUGUUUACGAAAAAUCGCUUCAUUUCUUGCUGAAAAGAAAUACUUUAGAUUGUGGUCAAAAAGUAUCAGUCAAGGACUUGCUGAACCAAUAUGUGAUUAGACGUUUGUUGUUGAGUCAGGCUAGUGUGAAUGAAUUAUAUGGUUCACAAAAAACCAGGGAUUUGGUCGGAAGUAUUGGACUAAUUGUUAUGCAAAGUUUUGAAGAGCUUGAACAUAUAAGAAAUAAACCCCUAAAUCACAACAAGGCUAGUUCUGAUGUUCUAGUUGACAAACAACUGUCUCAUAUACGGAGUUUCCUUGAAAUUGGCAGUAAAAGAAAACAUUUGUUUUCCCUUCAAUCUGAGCUUCAAAAUCUCAAGUGCAUUCAGUGGAAAGGUGGUAUAUCAAAAGCUGAUUUAAAUGCCAAACUCCAAUUAAUAGAGCUUCAAUCGAAGGUUCACUACAUAAAACAUCGUAUUAGAAAGCUGCGAUCUGAAGUAGAAUGUAAUAAAACAUACAUUUCUGGAUGUGAUGUAUUAGGUGCGGAAAUAGCGAAUUUCGACAGUCUUCUGGAAGAGAAAUGGAAAAUGAUUCACCGUCUGCAUGAAGAAAAUGAAAAGCUGUUAGAUAAUCUCCCUUUAAUAUGUCGUCAGACGAAACAAAUUAAGCAGCAACUUUCGGAUCAAAUAACCGAUACACAUCAAAUAGUGCAUGAACUGACGAGCAACAACUUACUGCGUGAUAUUAGUGAAAGGAUUCAAGAUAUUUCACUUAACGAGAGAACAUUUCCCAGUGGAAAUACUUAUGCCAAUAUUCUGCGUACUGAUGGUUUAUACAUAAAUUGCUGUAAAUUAUAUUCUCUGGAACCAAAUCUCAAGAUUCCAGAUGUCCUACUAAAAUGUAUUCUGACACAAAUCCGAGAAAGUUGGCUAGCGGAGAAUAGUUUCAAACUGUUACGUUAUCUUGUAGUGAAUUUGAACAAAGAAUUUCAUACUAGUGAAAAACUGCAAAGUAAGAUAACUUUCUUUGUAACGCAACAAAUGCUACAAUUUAAACUGUUAUUUUUUUUUCUAUUUUUGUAUACGCAGAUAAAGCAAUAUUCAUUUAUUGAUAGUGAAUAGUAUUCAGGCAAAGUUAUCAACAACUGACUAAUUUUGUUAAAUCAAUCAUUUGAACAAAGUUGUACAAUCCCUAAUUUCUUUUCAGACUACGACACGACAUUCCAGACUAAAGAACUGAAACAUUUGCUUUCUUAUGUUAAAAAUUUGAAAGAAUUAAUUGGAGAAAUAAAACAACGUAUAUCAUCAUGCAACGAAUUCAUAACUGACUGGAGAGAAGUACCGGUUCGUCAAAUGAUGUUAUAAUUGAGUUUCCCACUGUAUAGUUUUGUUAGUAAAAUAUAAUCAUCACGAAUAAACGUAAA